Symbiodinium natans is the source of this 984-nucleotide messenger RNA. Lineage: Eukaryota; Dinophyceae; Suessiales; Symbiodiniaceae. The record is from the annotation of a GenBank genome assembly.
AUGCACGCUCCGCGCAAGCAUGCGCUCGAUGUGCCGCCGCCGUCCCUGGAUGAAGUGGAGCAGGCUUGCCGGGAACGACGGGAACAAAGCCCGAGCUCAGUGAAACGAUGGCUCCAUGGUUGGGGCAUUGAUGGCUAUCCCUACUUGGACACCUCCUCGCAGUUCCUCCACCUGCCAAGCAAGAAGCCUGCUGCGCGAGCUGCACAUGCUCCCCCCUGGGCUCCCAGCUACCCAUAUCCACAGGCGUUAGUGGGGCCCGUGAAGGAGGCGUCGGGAACAGGAGGACGAAGUGGAGUAGGUUGCAGCUUGCUGGAGGCGGUGGAGGCUUCGGGUUCAUCCGUGCCGGUUUCUCUCCCAGAAGACUGGCGUUCUUCGCUGGAUGACCUUUCGGCGGCGCUCGAGAGCCUAGACCAGCCAGGUAUCGUGGCUGCCCUGCAGCAGCUCAGGCGGCUCAGAUUCAGUUGCGAGGAAGAGGCGCUGAUGGUGAGCCGGGCCAAGGACCUUCUGGAUGCCUACGUCGGAAGGCAGCACCCCCCAAACCCGGCCAAGAGCUGGAGAGUUCGGCUGUUGGAGAAGGAGCUCUUCAGGCGCUUUCGGGAAGCUUGCGCCAAGAACCCAGCAGGCAUCCAGCGCUUCAUCGGGGCGGGCCUUCCCGAAGAGCUUCGCUCGAUCGUGGAGCCCUAUCGUAUGGCAAAACAGGCCGCGGAGAUGUCCAAUCUGGGCUCUUCCACGACCGAGAAACACACGAAGCGGCCGGCUGCGGCCGCGGUGCCUGCAAGGCACACCUGCAGCCCAGCACCGGCUGAAGUCCAGCGUGCGGUCGCGCCCGGCGGCCUCGGCGCGGCGGAAGCACAACUGUCCAGCGCGGCGCUGAAGCUUCCAUGGUCAUCUGAAGAAUGUUGGGAAAGGCGCUGGGAGCAAGACCUGGUUUGGCAUCCUGGGAUCCUGUAUGCGGCACAUCAGGCUUUGCCUCAGCAGAGAUAG